AUGGGCAUUCCGAUGGACGAUAUUCAUACUCCCACGGUCCCUGCUGGGCCCGUUUCUGGUGCAGGUUCCGCCAGCGCGAAUCUCUCAAAGGCGGGCCUAACGCAGCUCUUCGACGAGAAGGAGAAGCUUGAGGCAGAGCUGAAAAUACUCAGUGACGUUCUUGGAUCACAUGGCGUCGACAUGAACACGAGUUUGCUUACUGAUGAUGGAUUUCCAAGGGCAGAUCUGGAUAUUGCACAAAUACGAACUACCAGAGCGCGGAUAAUACGUCUACGGAAUGAUUAUAAGGCUGUCAUGUUGAAAGUCGAAGAGGGCUUAGCAGCAUACUUUUCUAGCACAAAAGAUAAGGAUACAAAUAUCUCCGCUACUCCAUCUACCGGGCCACCAGCAAUACCCCAAGAUGUAGAGGGGGCCUCUGCAGCCCAGGCGGACACAUUCGACAUGCCAUUCGCCAAGGUCAAUAGUGUGGCGGAUGGAAGUCCCGCGUCCAAAGCUGGUUUGAAGACAGGAGACAAGGUCUGCAACUUUGGUAACAUAACGUGGGCUAACCAUGAAAACCUGACGAAGAUUGCAGCGGUUGUUACAAAUAACGUAGAGCUUCCCAUCCUUGUCAAGGUAACGAGAGAUUUGGAUGGGGAAAUCUCGCCACUCACCUUGCGGCUCACUCCAAGUCACAACUGGGGCGGCAGGGGACUGCUCGGUUGUCAUUUAGUGCCAUUAUGA
This is a messenger RNA of Nannizzia gypsea CBS 118893, 723 nucleotides long. RefSeq names its product 26S proteasome non-ATPase regulatory subunit 9. NCBI's taxonomy places the organism in Eukaryota, Fungi, Ascomycota, Eurotiomycetes, Onygenales, Arthrodermataceae. Gene Ontology annotation, biological process: proteasome regulatory particle assembly. Gene Ontology annotation, molecular function: protein binding. The transcript is spliced from 4 exons. The record is from RefSeq and is a predicted model, not a curated record. Gene Ontology annotation, cellular component: cytoplasm; nucleus. The coding region runs from base 1 to 723 and encodes 240 amino acids.